CGCAGACGGGAGAAAAGAAGCAUGAUCAGCUGCCUGUUAUUUUACGCUAUGUACCCGCUAUCACAGUACUUGCGUAGACGCCCCUCGGUUGUCAAUGGCAGGGUGGUGUGUGAGAGUGCUUCUGCCACAAGUCAGAUGUCCAUCAAUCUUCCAAAAAUCCCUCCUGACCAGCGGCUCAGCCAAAGCAGUUUGUCCACCGGACAAAAGAAGGAAAACAUGAGUGAACAAUUUUUCAACAAGGACAAUAAGACACCGGAUGCAAAACUGGAGCCAGACGUAAACAUGAGUGAGGCCCAAUAUGCAGCAAUGGAGAAUGCCUCAAAGGGAGUAGAAGUUAAACAGGAGACACCCAAAGAAGAAAUCGGGCAAAUGCACUGUCCGCUUGUCCAUCCAAACACUAAAGAAACUGAAUCUGAGGAUGAUGACUUCAUCUGUCUUAUAGAGGCUCUGACAAGGACGGAAAGCGCAGUCGAGCCAGGAAAUGCACCCGCACAACAAAGCGAGUGCUGGGAUGAAUAUGAUCCUCUAAUGUUCCCCGGUGUAGCAAACUGGAAGCAGACAUCGCUUCUCUCCAGCGCUGACAAUCGCCGUCAUCCACCCAGCGGAUGGCACUUCCCUGCGGGACCCGACGGUAAAGAGGAAAUCUUUUGCCCGCGCUGGCAGUUUCCUACUCUGAGCUAUCAUCCAUCACUGGAGCAGACAACGCCCUUUGAAGUAAUGUGGCGGUUAUGGCAAGAUGUCUCAACACAGCAGUCCGACACUUUCACGAAACCCUCCAUGGACUUUACUGUCAUGUCCUACAACAUCUUGGCUCAGGACCUGCUGGAGGCCAACAUUGAGCUGUACAUGCACUGCUCUCGAGAAGUACUGGAGUGGAGCAACCGCUACAGGCUGAUUUUGGAGGAAAUACAGAAAUGGGCGCCAGAUAUUCUUUGUCUCCAAGAAGUCCAGGAGAACCACUAUCAAACACAACUGCAGCCUUUUCUGACCCAGAUGGGCUACAACUGUGUCUACAAGCAGCGCACGGGGAACAAGACGGACGGCUGUGCCACUUGCUACCGCAGCAGUCGCUUCUCCGAGGUGUCGGUCAAGCCCGUAGAGUUCUUGAGACCCCAAACUAAGCUGCUGGACCGACACAACGUGGGCAUCAUCGUGCUGCUUCGGCCUGUUGUCUAUCAGGGGUCAGAGGUCACGUCGAAGGGAUCCUUGCUGUGCGUGGCCAACAUGCACCUGCUGUUUAAUCCCAGGAGGGGCGACAUCAAGCUAGCCCAACUAGCCAUAAUGCUGGCCGAAAUCAACAGUGUGGUGAAAACGUGGAAGAAUAAAGGCGAACACUGUAACGUCAUCUUGUGCGGGGACUUCAACUCUGUGCCGAGGAUGCCUCUUUACCAAUUCGUCACCACCGGGGAACUCGAUUUCCGAGGACUGCCGACAUGGAUGGUGUCGGGUCAGAAGGAUUUUUCACACAAAGCUACUCACGACGUACUGCGUGCUCCUCUAUGGCCCGACUGUCUUGGAAUUUCUGACCGAUGCCAGUAUGUGGCUUCCGGUGAGGUGAAUGCAAGCCACAAUCCAGUCACAGCCCCUCCUGGUGGAAAACGUCACUACAGCCACGACUUCCUCUUGGAACUGCGCUUUUGUCCACUUUCUUGUAUUCGUCCAAGUGAUUUACCAUUUAUUCCAGGUUUCACUGACAACAAUCUAGAUGUGUCAAGCAGAACUCAGACAGAUUUUAGUUUUCAACACAAAAUCACACACCAGUUAGACCUGGAGUCCGCCUAUGAACACACAUUCGCCGAUUCUGCUGACCCAGAAGUCACAACGCUGCACUCUGAAGGCGGAGCCAUCGUGGACUACAUCUUCUAUUCCCCUGAACGCAUCUCAGCUGGAGCAGGCCAAUUUGGUUGCGAAGGUCUGAAGUUGCUUGGCUAUCUCUCGCUGCUAUCUGAGGAAAGCUUAUGUUCCAUGGAAGGUCUUCCCAGCUACAUAUUCCCAUCUGAUCAUCUCAGUCUUGUGGCGAAAUUUCAAUUGGACUUGAACACACAGUGUUAAAAGCGGGUCUUGGAGAUAAUUUUGUAGUGGGCAAUAUUGCUCUGUUGUCUUUUGUUGUGCAUAUCCUCACUUGGGUUUCAAGUUAAAGGAGACGUGAAGCAAAAAGGUUUGAACAUUUCUAUACGCUGUAGUAAUAAUAAUGACCGUUGCGGUUGACAAUUUGCACAUUUUAUUGUAUUUUUUUUUAUUGUAAGUAUUUAAAAAGUGUUACUGUAUUGAAUACAUGAUUUUUUUUUUUCCAUUUGCUUUCAUUAAACGUUUUAUUCAGGACAAUGUAAUUUAGUCUGGAAAUGUUGGUGACAGAUCUUUUUUUUUUUUUUUAAUGCUUUUGCCUUAAUAGUCCACCACUGUGGAUUUGAAUCAAAUACUCGAGAUGCGAUUGAGGGAUGCCAUGUUUGUCACAUGAGUCGAUAUCCUUUGAGCGGUGCAAGUAAAAAAAAAAUGUCAUGCAUGGUGGACAUACCAAAGACUAUUUCAUGGAUGUGUAGUUUAAUGUGCACUACUUUGACCUUAAUGCUGCUUGCCUGCUUGUCUGCAUUGCUUUUGUAACAUCUAAUAUAUUCAUACAAGGAAGAAAGAAGUGGGUCAGCAAAUUUUUCUUCCUAACAAGGUGCCGUCUGUUUCCCAGUGUCAUAAACAAGGUCGAGUGUUUUUGCAUCUGGAGAGAAGAAUGGACGUUAGAGAUAUGUUUAUUGAAGCGUGGAAAAAAAAAAGACAACACAAACAUUUAGUCUGUGGCAAUUUAAUAACUACGUGUUUUCCAUGUGGAGUAUUUUACAUAUGACGAGAGUGACGUAUAAAACAGCAGAACUUGAUAGUUCUCAAAAGUACAAAGAUAAAAAGUGCAAUCAACUAAUAGCAUAACUGACACCUUUUUGGAAGUGUUCACUUGUUAAGGCAAGUAAAAAAAAAAAAAAAAAAUUGCUAUAAA
Syngnathus acus (greater pipefish) is the source of this 2983-nucleotide messenger RNA. It is a transcript of the gene angel1, whose product is annotated as angel homolog 1 (Drosophila). Gene Ontology annotation, molecular function: 3'-5'-RNA exonuclease activity. NCBI's taxonomy places the organism in Eukaryota, Metazoa, Chordata, Actinopteri, Syngnathiformes, Syngnathidae. The coding region runs from base 22 to 2052 and encodes 676 amino acids. The record is from RefSeq and is a predicted model, not a curated record. The transcript is spliced from 10 exons.